Messenger RNA from Tetranychus urticae (two-spotted spider mite), 1177 nucleotides. RefSeq names its product protein-lysine N-methyltransferase EEF2KMT. Lineage: Eukaryota; Metazoa; Arthropoda; Arachnida; Trombidiformes; Tetranychidae. Gene Ontology annotation, cellular component: protein-containing complex. The record is from RefSeq and is a predicted model, not a curated record.
ACAUUAACUUAAGGCAAACACUCAAAAGCUAUUCACUUCACGUGGAUUGUUUCACAUUAACAGCUGACAGAUGAUUCAUUCGCAAGCUUCAGUCAAAAUUUGUUUCACUUGUUACUUUUGUCGUUUCUCAACUGAUUUAUUAGCUAAAGUUAUUUUAUUAUUGAUUUAGUUGUCCAAACCCAAGAUAACUUUGGUGUAUUUUUUUCUCAAUGGAAACUCUCGAUAAAAUAACUCAACUUUACCUAUCCAGAGCUGCAAUAAGUAAAAUUUUGGAUUCAAUUGAUUCUAAUCUAAACGAGGGUGGUUUAUCGGAAUGUGAUCAAGUUAAGUUAUUGAAAUUGACUAUUCUCCAUGAAGUUGCAAUCAAAUUUCCUGCCUGUCUAAAGUAUCGAUCUUUGUUUUUGAAAAAGCUGAUUGCUUUACUUGAGUCUCGUAAUAUUGAAAUAGCUGAAGCAAUUUACGUAAAUUAUACCAACCUAAUAGCAAAUAAUCAAGAGAAAGAUAUCAAUUAUACUUCUUAUUUAAUCAAAGGACAAGUAAUUACCGUUGAAGAUACAGAUAGUCUGGUUGAAGAGGGAACAACUGGUUUACAUUGCUGGGAAGCCGGGAAACAAUUCAUUUCAUUUGCUUUAAGUCAUCAACAUCUAUUUGAAAACAAAACAAUACUGGAGCUUGGUUCUGGUGUGGGUUUGACUGGAAUUGCAAUCAGCAAGUUAAUUAAUCCAAGCUUCUUUUAUUUCACUGAUUGUGAUCCUCAAGUGCUAUCACUCAUCCAACGUAAUAUUGACAUUAAUAAAUGUUCCAAUUGCAAAGUUUUACCAUUUCUUUGGAAAGAUGAAAACGACUCAAAGUGUUUGGAUACAAUCAAACCAGAUCUUAUUAUUGGUUCUGAUUUAGUUUAUGAUCCAAUUAUAAUUUCUGAUUUACUCGAUGUAAUCAACAGGUCAAAUCGUUUAAAAUUAUCAAUGAUAUUUCUUUUCACAGAUCGAAAAACUGAUGUUUUGUCGCAAUUUGAAAAAGCACUCAACUCUAACAAAGACUUGCAUUGGGAGGUUGAAAUCUUGCUAAUGGAUAAAGAUCUGUUUUUUGAUCAUUCCUCGACUGAAUUUAAAUUUCAUUUAUACAAGAUUAAUGUUUAAUAUAUUUUGUCAAAUUAAAACAAUUUAAAAAUCAUUGC